AAGUAGAAAAUUGAGAAAUAACGAGAAAGGCAAAAAUAGGAUGCAUAACUGAUUCUGUCUUGCUCUCUCUUCUCUCCCCUCACUCCUGGAAAGGCAGUAUCUGUUUAGUUUUGCGUCUAAAUUUAAACCUUGAUUGCUUUGUCUCCCUAAACACCCGCUCUCCCCACCCUCCCUUCCUCUCCUCCCCCAGCUUCCCCCCCCCCAGCCUUUACAGCAGGCCACAUAGGACUCUUGACAGUUUCUAAGCUAAGCUGGAACUUGGAUUUUUACACUCCCAAGCAGUGUGUUCUUCUUCUUUUCUUCUUCUUUUUUUCUUUCCCUGCCUGAUCAGAAGCUUUGAACAAACAGAGGAAAUAAGGGAAAAAAACAACAACAGGAUGGGGGAAGAAAUACUUCCCAAGACCAUCCCACACCUGCACAACAGAGAGGCUGAGAAACAAUUUAUUUCUGCUUUUCAUCAGGACAAACCGUCAGAGACCAAGAUGGUGGUGGAAAAGCCCACAACUCCAUCCGUGGCCCAACUAGCAGGAAAAUUUCAAGAGAAAUCAUCAGUUUCUGGAAAGGAGGUCCCAGCUCCUAAACCAGCACGCAGAAAACCACCUUGUUCUCUUCCCCUCCACACAAAUAAGAUGGAGCUAGGACAGAAUGGUGAGCUAAAACCAUCCCCAAAUGCUUCUCGCCCUAUAAGGAUAAAGCCCAAAAGUUCUCCUCUCAUUGAAAAAAUGCAGGCCAAUUUGGCACUUGCUCCAAUUUCUAUGCUGCCAGGAGCAUCUCCUAAAAGCCCUGGACUAAAGACAAUGAUGUCUCCCUUUAACAGUCCACCAGUCACCCCUGUCAGCCCAAGGACUCAUUCCUUGAGUAUUCCUGAUGAAUCUCCAGUUGAUUUUGAUCAACCACCAGAAGGUACUCAACUUCAGUUUUAUAAUAAGGUAAGGACACGAGGAUCAAUAAAGCGCAGACCUCCAUCUAGAAGGUUUCGAAAAUCACAGUCAGAAUAUGGAGAUGACCUAGAUUUAGGAGGGACAGUUUUACCUCAGGAAAAUGGUUCCAAAACUGAGGAGAAGGAAGAAGUAGAUGUAUUUAUGGACAAAAAUAAAUGUAUGAAAUCCUCACCUGCCCCCGAGGGUGGUGUAGACCAUCAGAAGAAACAAAAUCAAGUAGCUUCUGAUGAAAAAUCCCCAUCAGUUCUACAAUCUAGUGGAUCAGAAAACAAAGAGAAAGAAGUGGAUACAGAAAAAGUAACAAAAUUCAAAGAGAGCCAGGAAGACAAGACACAGCAGAAUCUUUCAGAGGAGAGGCCAAGUAAAACUGUGAACAAUGAGAAAGAGAAGAAUGCAGAUACUAAUACUGCAGAAGAUACAAAAAGAAAACCAUGGAACUGUAAUGCUUCCAACAUGGAAAACACUUACAAAGAAAAGAGGGAGGAAAAAAUAAAUGGAAGUGAAGAUUCACAUCAUGAAUCAAGUAGACCAGAUAUUGGGACUUCACAACCUACUGGAGAUAUGAAACUGUUCUGAACUCAAGGAUAUGGUGCUAAUAUAAUUACUAAACAAAUGAUAAAUGGAAAGCCAAUUAUUAGUGUUCCUAUUGCAAUACUUGCUUAUAAACUAUUUCUAGUUUAUAAUAGUUUAUGAAGAAAUAAACUAAUUCUUUAAAGAAGACACCAAAGAAACCUGAAUUAUUGCUUUCUGCUGGAAAUUCGUAAGCUUUUGUUGAGACAAAUCAGGACAUCUAUGAUGGACAGCAGCCUUACCAAGCUCCUUAAGUUUCUCAAACUUGGGGACAGGCCAAAAGUAUGUUUUGGAGAUUGUUGUCUAUUGAAUUUCAACAGUUGCUGAGUGUUUUUUUUUUAAUGGAAAGGACUAUGAUCCAUAUUAAUUACACUUUCUGAUUAAAGUUAACAUUUCCAAACCAA
This is a messenger RNA of Ahaetulla prasina, 1915 nucleotides long. RefSeq names its product RCSD domain containing 1 (gene RCSD1). Gene Ontology annotation, biological process: protein localization to endosome; retrograde transport, endosome to Golgi; skeletal muscle contraction. Gene Ontology annotation, molecular function: actin filament binding; retromer complex binding; phosphatidylinositol phosphate binding. Lineage: Eukaryota; Metazoa; Chordata; Lepidosauria; Squamata; Colubridae. The coding region runs from base 378 to 1517 and encodes 379 amino acids. Gene Ontology annotation, cellular component: early endosome; WASH complex. The transcript is spliced from 6 exons. The record is from RefSeq and is a predicted model, not a curated record.